Messenger RNA from Rubroshorea leprosula, 1108 nucleotides. Lineage: Eukaryota; Viridiplantae; Streptophyta; Magnoliopsida; Malvales; Dipterocarpaceae. The record is from the annotation of a GenBank genome assembly.
GGAAAAUUAUUAGAGAAAGAUCGGGGAAAAAGAAAAGCAGUGUCCAAUGGGUAACACUCAGUCACCUCCGGUGGAUCUCGCUUCGCCUCGGCAUCCAGGUUUCUCUCUGAACAAUUCUUCUCUAUUUCUACUUUCUCCACUUUCCGUAGUCUAUGUAGUUAGUUCUAGCGGAAUUAAUUAUUGCAGAGCUUUUACGCAAAAGGAGAUAGGAGAUCUCAGAGCACUGUUCGUGUCCGUGGCUACCCAGUCACAGAGCGACGGUCGAUACAUAUCUCCUUCUGUCUUUCAGGCAUACUUUGGACUGAAAGGGGCUCUUGGGGAAAGACUCUUUGAUUUGGUUACCCAACAAAGGAAAGACCAGAAAUUGACCUUUGAAGACCUCCCUUGGGAGAGGCAUAGUGAUUUCUAUGGAGGUAUGGAGUUUUUUCUCCUUCAGCUCCAUCCAAAGGCAUCUAUGGUCAGACCAACUGGGACCAACAACAAUUUACAAUGGUGUGCUGUGAGUUUCAGUUCAGAGACCAUUCCAAAUGGCAUUGGGUUUGGAGGGCAAAUUAAUCACUUUGGCCGUGUUCCACUCUGCAGACUUUGAUCAGGGACACACUCUCUUGCACAACAUUCAACAGCCCUUGCCUUUCAAAGAACAGUAAAAUCUGCUGAGAACUGAUAGAAUGCUGGGGAGUUGUGAGGAAAGGAAAACAAGACAAGAUGCUCCUAAAGCUACUGUGUUAGAAAGGUUUAAGAAGGACUGGAAUAUGCUCAGUAUGGUAAGGAUUGCAAAUGCUAGCGAGUAAAUGUGAUCAUCUUUGGCCUGCACAUUUGGAUGUGGCUUCAACAUUCGGGUCAGUGCUUACGGUUAGAAGUCCUGUUCAAUAUCUGUCUAGUUUAAGGAAAAUUGUUUUUAUCUUCAGUCCCUGUUUCCUCAAUCAAACAGAAUUUUAUUUAUUUAUUUAUUUAUCAAUAUAGCACCUAAGAACGCAAGUGUAUCAUGUAUACACCAAAUCCUCUAACUACAAAAAUUUACUGGUAGUUUGAAAUAGGAAAUUACGGCAGUGUUUAUGAGGAUCCAUAACACUAAUCUACUCAGCUCACAUAAAUACUUUUAUGCCUC